UAUUGAAAUCUGACACAUUAUUUGUACACAUUUAUAUUUUUGAUGGCGGGCAACAUGACCCAGGCCACAAAAACGGCGGCUCGAGGGUCUGAUAAAAUGAACUGAAGUAGCCUCGUUCAGCAUAUCUCACCUCUCCCUCUGUCAGAGUUGAUCAAUUUUCAAUUGCGUCUUCUUUAUCGGAUUUUACAACUGCCACACCUUAAACAGCUAUAUAAUUGAAUUAGGUAACCAUGUAGACUAUUUCAAAGUCUACCAGACCUGAAAUAAUUUACUUUCGACAUCACCGUUUUUCCCCUUCGACCGCUGCACCUGCCAACAAAAUGAUACAAAUAAUAAUGGUUACGAUUUUUAAACUUAUCCUUGCAAGUCAUCCGAUACCAAAAUAAUUUUUACAAAACGGAAAUAUGAAUAUUUAGUGGCGUAAUAUUGUAACAAGUUGAUACACAGUUCCAGGAUCCAAUGACAAAGACAAACGGGGUGUGAUGAAGACAGAGGAGGGCUGUGCUUUAAACGCUGAACGGAAGACGUGGAUAUCGAAACUUAGAGGUUCAGCCUGCGAAGGACCUCACAGACUGACCUUCGUCUAAAAGGUCUGAUUUGGAGUCCAGAUUCAGGAUCACAAAGAAGAAGCUGUUGGGUUUUACUGUUUAAAGCAGUGCAAAAAUGUCAUUUACACGUGAGCAAUUUUAUAAUGAGGCAAUCAGGCCGAAUUUGGCUCGUUUUUCAUCAACGGUCAAAGUGAGAGAUAUCUUACCUCACAUUCAAUGCCUCACACUCACUGAUAGGGAAGAGGUCGAAGCCAAGAGAGAAACUUCUGGAAAUUUCACUGCUAUGCAGACACUUCUUGACAAUCUGCGGAGGCGAGAGAAAUGGCCUGAUCAGUUCAUCACUGCACUCCGGAACUGUGAACAUAGGGAACUGGCUGAUGAAUUAAGUGCUACUUAUGAUAGGAUCAGGGGGAUCACAAAUAAUGCUGCUCCUACACCCAGACAAGCACCUGCUCAGGCUCCUUCUUAUACUUCAGCUGGUGCCACAACAACCAUUACCACAGCAACAAUUCAUACAGUCCCAGCAAACACUUCUCCACCCUCAAGGGGAGCCCCAGCAAGUUCAACUGCCUCUACCAACACUGCAGCCCCAGAACCAUCUCCUGCUCCUGUUCUCCAGGUUCCAGAGACACAGCAGGUGCAGAACCCGCCUACUCCAGUUCCAGCACCUUCUGCUGAACCAAUUUCCCAAGCUGAUAUCGUUCCUCCUUCCCAACCACCUCUUCCUACUGCAGCCUCAGUUUCAAAAGUGCCUUUACCUGUUCAGCAAAAUGUCACAACCCACACAGGGGCAGAUGAGAACAAAACACCUGUUUUAGAUAGUUCAGGUGGUUUGGCUUUAACAGACCAAACCACCAUCUAUUCAUCAAAUGGCGAAGGUCUCCUCUCCACCUCAAAUGCUCAAACAUCCUCCUCAGACACUUCUACUUCUCAAAGCCAAAUGACAAAGACUUACACCACCUCCCAAACUUCUCCGAAGAUAAAGAAAACCCAGGUGCCAUCAGAAGUCAAAUACAUUGGCACUUCUGAAAGACUCCCUGUCCAAGACACAUAUCCCUUUCUGAGAGUGGAAAGGACAUUUCAGGAGCCGGAAGAGAUCUCUGACCCAACUGCAAAUGAGGUUGUUCAAAGGAACAACACUGUUAGAUUGCCAGUUUUUAAUGCUCCAACAAAUUCUACUGGAACAGCUCAGGCAACAUAUUUUGCACCUGCAGAGGUGGUUAUGCACGUUCCCUCCAUCGACCAGGAAUAUUUCAGCAAACCUGGCAUCCUUGAGCAUUCAGAACUCCAGCAGAACAGACCAGUGACUCUUCCUGUCUCGCAAGAGGAGCCUUGCUCAGUGGUUUCAGAUGAUUUGGAGAUCAGCAGAUCGGUGCAAGCAGCCGAGCCUUCCACAGAACCUGGACCGUCUACUAGUCUUGCAGACCAGAACUCUGCAUCCCUUGCUUCCCUUGGUUCUGCUACUCAGUCCUUUCAAGACCCUCCAUACACUGCUGUUUCCUUGACCCUCAACGAGCCUGAGGAGGACCACUAUGAAUCUCUCUACGACAAUCAUACACGGAUAAAUGUAUUUCAAUUUGCUGAAGAGCCAUCUACUGAAAAUAUGAAUGGUCAGCCGCCAAACAUCCUGCAACGUAGCAGAGUCAUCUCUAAAGACAACAAUACCCUGAACUAUGUUGGCAAAGAAAGUGCGGUUUAUCUCUCUGAACCAUUUGGGCAUGACUGUAAGAAGUCAACCACCAUCAAAGUUCGAGAGGAAGAAUCCAGUGCUGCAACGCCAGAGCAGAGAGGAGAGGGGUGCCCUGAGUUAUUCAGGAUAAACAAUGGCCACCUUAUUGCUGCAGCAGGGAUUGGUCUUACUGCUUUUUUCUUGGCCUGGAAGUUCACCCACAAAUGAAAAUUUUGUCAUCAUGUACUCAUGUUGCAUGAAACCCAUAUGAGUUUUCUUUUUCGAAGCAAAAUGUCCAGACUGCUCUUUCCAUAAACAACAGUGGAUAAUGAUAACUGGUGCUGUCAAGCUCAGAAAAGGACAAAACAUACAAUAAAAGUAGUCAGAUGUUUGCUAUAUUCCAAGUCUUCUAUAACCAUUUGAUAGCUUGCUGUGAGGAACAGACUAAGAUUUUAGUUGUCCAAUAUAAUAUCUGUCGCCUGUGGUUUAUCCUUAUGUAUUUAUUUAAAUGAGUGUGUAUAUAUAGGACUAUGUAAUCAUGGUUUGCCAUGUGCCUUACAUACAUAUGCCUUGUAUGCUAGGGCCGAUAAUGAAUGCCGUUGCACCUUUUUCACUGCUAUUAAAUGGAGUGUCAUGGAGCUUUAAAAUAAAUUGGAGAACCCAGCUUGACAGGCAUUAUAGUAUUCAACAAUUUAAUUUAUUGUGAGUUGUGAGAAGUUGCAGGAAUACAUCCUGUGAGUGACAGACCAUGAAUAUAAGGAGCUGUUGCAUAACCUAACCUAUCGGACAUGUCUAAAAAACUCAUUUGGAACAUAUUACAUGGACUGGACAAUUGAUCCAACCCUCUCCACUAGCCCCCUUAACAGAAGACUCACAGGAGUGUUUCUUCUCAAACUCAUCUUGUUUCUUAUGAAUCCUCAUUCACAGAUGCCUUAGUGAAAACUUUCUCCUUCACUGUCCCAUAUGUUCUGGGCAGUUUUACCCCGUAAGAGUUUCAAAGUGCACACACACAAGAACACUGUCUGCUUUGGAAAAAAUCAAAUGUAUUCUCCUAAUGCCUUCUGUAAGAGGGUCCAAUAGUGGAGUAACUGUUAAGAUAUGUUAAGCUAAAUGCAAGCAUAACCAAGUGCCCCAUGUGUGAAAAUGUAAAGUUUAUAUUGUUUAUAAUGCUGAUAUAAGUGUUGUGUUGAAGUGUUGUGUUGAAGUCUCCAAGUACAGUGCACAACAGUAAUACUUUUAGUUGAAAAAUAUCAUUUUCAUUUUUGACUCUUUUAUUGAACACUGUAUUCUAGGCAUAUAUUCAGUAUAUUCAUGCAUUCUCUGAGAUUCAAACUCAUGUUCUUUGGGGUUGAUAGCCUCAUUGCCCUAUCGUUUGGGCUGCAGAAACAACAUGAAAAGAUUUGUGCUAUUAGCAUAAAGUUAUCUGUGUAAGGGUAACAUUAAACAGCUACACAUUGUAAGUAAAGAUUGUGAAUGUCUGAAUGAAUUAGGUAUACAAAUGUAAUCCAUGUCAUUUUUAAUCAACUGCACUUUAUUCACACAUCAAUUUAAAUGAUUGAACCUGGUUUUAAAUGCACUGUAUGCUACUCCUGAUCCUUUAUUUGGGCCUGUAUGUUUGCUAGAUACUAUUUUCCAGGGGAAUAUGUGUAUCUAUGCUUAACUGUUUCGCUUUCUGUGUACUGGUUAAACUUGAUCAUGCAUUGUCAUAAUGAUUUCCAGAAUUGUUUCUGAAAUAAAAUGUCCUACCUUGA
This is a messenger RNA of Carassius carassius (crucian carp), 3968 nucleotides long. RefSeq lists its product as uncharacterized. The record is from RefSeq and is a predicted model, not a curated record. The transcript has 6 exons. Bases 664 to 2445 code for a protein of 593 amino acids. NCBI's taxonomy places the organism in Eukaryota, Metazoa, Chordata, Actinopteri, Cypriniformes, Cyprinidae.